ACUAGAUUAAUACAUAAGCUAGUUUUUUAGUUUUUUAUGUAGUAUGGCUACUCUGCUUAUUAAAUCAAGUACUCAACGUUUACAUUGCGUCCCUAAACAUUCACCAAUAUCUGAUUGUGAUGUAAAAAAUCUUUCUGAAUUUAUUUAUAACAAUGGAAAGUUGCUAGUUGUAACUGGUGCUGGUAUUUCAACUGAAAGUGGAAUUCCGGACUACAGAUCUGAAGAGGUUGGACUUUAUUCUAGAAAAAGAUUAAAACCUUACAGACCUAUUCAGCAUGGUGAAUUUGUUUCAGACAGUCGUAUCAGACAGAGGUAUUGGUUGAGAAAUUAUGUUGGAUGGCCCACUUUUUCAAAGAAAGAACCUAAUAUUACACAUUUUUCAUUAACCAAAUUGGAAAAUAAAAACAAGUUGGUUUGUAUAAUUACUCAAAAUGUUGAUAGUCUUCAUUUUAAAGCCAAAAGUAAAAAUGUUGUUGAACUUCAUGGUACUGCAUUUAGAGUAAAGUGUUUAAAUUGUGGUAUGAUUACAGAUAGAAAUGUCUUUCAAGAUACUUUAAAGAAGUUGAAUGAUGGAAUAUUAAUUGAAAAUUGUGUUACUAAUCCAGAUGGUGAUGUUGAUAUAGAUGAGAAUUUGGAAAAACACUUUACUGUUCCAGAUUGCUAUAAUUGUGGUGGGAUAAUCCAACCAGACAUUGUCUUUUUUGGAGGCACCAUACCCAAGGAAAGGCAUGCCUAUGUUGAAAAAAUUGUAGAUAAUAGUGAUUCAUUACUAGUUCUAGGUACCUCAUUGUCAGUUUUUUCAAGUUACCGCAUUUUAUUAAGAGCACAUGAAAGAAAAAAGUCUAUUGCAAUUGUGAAUAUCGGAAGUACAAGAGGUGAACAAUUCGCUUCUUUAAAAAUAAGUGGUAGAUGCGGAGAAAUUCUUCCUCUUGUUUGUUAAAAUAAAUAUUGAUUGCUUUCUGCUUUCAAAUAUUUUAUUUGUAAAUAAAAACUGCUUUAACCCAUAUUUUGUGUUCUUAUAUUAUUUUUAUUUGAGCAAGUUCUUUGUAUU
Molecule: messenger RNA, 1051 nt
Organism: Nezara viridula (southern green stink bug)
Lineage: Eukaryota; Metazoa; Arthropoda; Insecta; Hemiptera; Pentatomidae
Source: the annotation of a GenBank genome assembly